AUGAAGAUCGUCACUCAAGAAGAUGUUCGGGGCUACACUGAUUCCACCAUUGAAGGUGGUAUCAAGGGUGCCAUCGUCGCCGUCGCCCUCUCUGUCCCCGGUCAUUUCUUUUUCAAGAAGAAUGUAGCCGCCUACCGCACUCUGCCUCUGCCGCUCAAAUCCCUCGUCUACGUCAUGGUCGGCGUGCCCUGCAUUUCCGUCUUUGCCGAAAAGGCGGGAGAGGCAUACAACAGGGGGCAGUACACUGGCGUGGGACAGAAAGAGCUGGAUUAUGAGUUGGAGAGGGAGAGGGAGAAGUGGGAGAAGCUGAGCAGCUGGCAAAAGACCACCGACUGGGCUGCUCGACACAAGUACGGGAUCAUCGGUGCUGGUUGGGCUGCUUCUAUGGGUCUCGCUUUCGGCAUUGUUGCUAGGAAUCCUUACCAGUCAACAUCACAAAAGGUGGUGCAGGCCCGUAUGUGGGCUCAAGGUCUAACUGUGGCUCUCCUGAUCGGUUCUGCUGCCUUGACCGGUAUGCCCACUGGUUCUACUGGUGACUCGGCUGUCCACACGCCUCACGCCGACCACUCGUGGCGCCGAAUGCUCGAAAUGGACGAGACUUUGACCGCUGCCGAGCGAGCUCAAUUAAAGGACGAGUCAGACCCCAACAAGUUGAAGGACCUCCACGAGAGCAUCGCGAAGAGGAAGCAGGCUGCUGCUGGCAAGGCCUAG
Molecule: messenger RNA, 711 nt
Organism: Cryptococcus amylolentus CBS 6039
Lineage: Eukaryota; Fungi; Basidiomycota; Tremellomycetes; Tremellales; Cryptococcaceae
Exons: 5
Coding region: 1-711 (236 amino acids)
Biological process (GO): mitochondrial respiratory chain complex IV assembly
Cellular component (GO): mitochondrial inner membrane
Source: RefSeq, a predicted model, not a curated record